CUGAAAAAUGCAGAUCUGGCAUCACACGCACACACGCACACGCACCCAUCGGAAUAAUUCCACGAGCAGCCAGCCCCUCGGAUUUCCCCCUCUCCUCGAGACUGUGAGAUACUAAAGCAGAGCACCGCUUAAUUGGUUGUCUGCAGCCAGCCCGCUGACCGGUCCCCUUAGAGUAUCCAUAUUAUCCUUUGCUUAGCUUUUUAUUCCCGUUACUGAGCCCACGAAUAUUGCCUUGCACUCCCUGUCCGAAAAAGCCAUGAAGACAGGCACUGUUCCAUGCUGCAAGACAGCUGGCCUCUUUUUACUGGGGUUCCUUCGCUUUGCCUCUGCAUCUCAAAGGGCCGUCUAUACCAAUCAUUUUUUCGUGGAGUUUCACAAAGCGGGAGAAGCAGAAGCCAAGCAACUUGCUGCAGAAUACGGCUUUAAUGGGGUCAGGAAGCUUCCCUUUAUAGAGGAUGGCUACCACUUUUCCCAUAAUGGCUUAGCCAAAAGUCGAAGGCAGAGGAGUCUUCAGCACCAACUACAUUUACAGAAAGAUCCCAGGGUAAAGAAAGUUGUGCAGCAGGAAGGUUUUGGGAGGAAGAAGAGAGGAUACAGAAGCAUCAAUGAAAUUGUCAUCAACAUGGAUGAUCCUUUAUUUACAAAACAGUGGUACUUGAUCAACACUGGGCAAGCAGAUGGGACUCCUGGCCUUGAUUUAAAUGUGGCUGAAGCCUGGGAGCUGGGCUACACAGGAAAAGGAGUAACGAUAGGAAUUAUGGAUGAUGGAAUUGAUUAUCUUCAUCCAGAUUUGGCUGCCAAUUAUAAUGCUCAAGCCAGCUAUGAUUUUAGCAGUAAUGAUCCAUAUCCAUAUCCCCGCUAUACAGAUGAUUGGUUUAACAGUCAUGGAACCAGAUGUGCUGGAGAAGUGUCAGCUGCAGCAAACAACAAUAUCUGUGGAGUUGGAGUGGCUUAUAAUUCGAAAGUAGCAGGUAUCCGAAUGUUGGAUCAGCCAUUUAUGACUGAUAUUAUAGAGGCUUCUUCUAUCAGUCACAUGCCUCAAGUAAUUGAUAUCUAUAGUGCUAGCUGGGGUCCCACUGAUAAUGGCAAAACUGUGGAUGGGCCAAGAGAACUGACCUUACAAGCCAUGGCAGAUGGAGUGAAUAAGGGCCGUGGUGGCAAGGGAAGUAUCUAUGUCUGGGCCUCUGGAGAUGGAGGAAGUUAUGACGACUGUAACUGUGAUGGCUACGCAUCAAGCAUGUGGACUAUCUCCAUCAAUUCAGCUAUUAAUGAUGGCCGGACAGCUUUGUAUGAUGAAAGUUGUUCCUCAACUUUAGCUUCUACUUUUAGCAAUGGGAGAAAGAGAAAUCCUGAAGCCGGUGUGGCUACAACAGAUCUAUAUGGCAACUGUACAUUACGCCACUCAGGAACAUCUGCAGCUGCCCCAGAGGCUGCGGGAGUGUUUGCUCUGGCCCUGGAAGCAAAUGUGGAUCUGACCUGGAGGGACUUGCAACAUUUGAUUGUGCUCACAUCCAAAAGGAACCAGCUUCAUGAUGAAGUUCACAAGUGGAGAAGAAAUGGAGUUGGCCUUGAAUUCAACCACUUGUUUGGCUAUGGGGUCCUAGAUGCUGGGGCAAUGGUUACAAUGGCUAAAGACUGGAAGACUGUUCCGGAGAGAUUUCACUGUGUGGGUGGAUCAGUCCAAGAACCUCAGAAAGUACCAUCUGGUGGCAAGUUGGUUCUGACGCUUUCAACAGAUGCCUGCGAGGGGAAAGAGAACUUUGUCCGUUACCUUGAACAUGUUCAAGCUGUUAUCACAGUGAACUCUACGAGAAGAGGGGAUUUGAAUAUCAACAUGACCUCGCCAAUGGGGACAAAAUCCAUCUUGCUGAGUCGGCGGCCAAGGGAUGAUGAUUCCAAAGUGGGCUUUGACAAGUGGCCUUUCAUGACUACACAUUCUUGGGGAGAAGACCCCAGAGGUACCUGGGUUCUCGAAGUUGGGUUUGUUGGGAUCUUGCCCCAAAAGGGAGUCCUUAAAGAAUGGACACUAAUGCUACAUGGAACUCAAAGUGCACCCUACAUAGACCAAAUAGUGAAAGAUUACCAGUCUAAACUGGCUAUGUCCAAGAAGGAGGAGUUGGAAGAAGAAUUAGAUGAAGCAGUAGAGAGAAGUCUCAAAAGUAUAUUAAACAAGAAUUAGCAUUGCUUUGCAUGCCAAAUGGCUAGAUUUCCCCUUUGUCCUUUCCUGUAUGUUCCCAUUAGGCAUAUAACAGUCAUUGUCCCUCAGUCACUACCUAACCUUUUCAUUCUACAAUCGUGCAUUGUCUAAUUUAACUAAAGUGGAAAUUUCUGGAUUCUGAGCCCCAAAUAUAUGAUUACAUACCAAUUACUUUGCAAGAUUGUAUGGCUGUAACUAUUUUUCAUUUGAAGACAAAUUAUUUGGGGGAGAGGUAUUUUAUUUUGUUUUGCUACAUUUGACCUCAUGCAACAUGAAACAACCAACUGGAAAAGUUGUGGCCACAUUUCUUUUUAUAUUUUUAUGGCAGAUACAGAAUUUACAAUUUUAUUUUAAAUUUUGGAAGUGGGCUUGCUGAAAUAUUGCCAG
Notechis scutatus (mainland tiger snake) is the source of this 2584-nucleotide messenger RNA. It is a transcript of the gene PCSK2, whose product is annotated as proprotein convertase subtilisin/kexin type 2. Gene Ontology annotation, molecular function: serine-type endopeptidase activity. Lineage: Eukaryota; Metazoa; Chordata; Lepidosauria; Squamata; Elapidae. Gene Ontology annotation, cellular component: neuron projection; membrane. Gene Ontology annotation, biological process: peptide hormone processing. The record is from RefSeq and is a predicted model, not a curated record.